Gloeophyllum trabeum ATCC 11539 is the source of this 717-nucleotide messenger RNA. RefSeq lists its product as uncharacterized. Bases 1 to 717 code for a protein of 238 amino acids. NCBI's taxonomy places the organism in Eukaryota, Fungi, Basidiomycota, Agaricomycetes, Gloeophyllales, Gloeophyllaceae. The transcript has a single exon. The record is from RefSeq and is a predicted model, not a curated record.
AUGACACAGGCAGAACUUGAACGAUGUGUUAUAGCUGCCGUCAAAUCGGCCCAGAGGAAGAAGUUGGAGUAUCCCCUCUACGGGCCGUGGAUGGAAGCGUUGGCACACGUUGUCGGAGGAGACGCCGUCAUACACCCACAAUACCCUUUGAUCCCCGCACGUCUUGCCCACAAAAGUCUUCCUCCUCCGGACAGCCGGGGCAAGCGCCCGAGAGACCAGCGCAAGCAACCUGACGGAGUUAUGCUGUCAUAUGAGAAAGCGAAAGUAAACGGGGUCCUGAAAUAUAUACCCCAUGUUCGCGGGCUUCUGGAGAUCAAGGCUGCCCAUGGCGCCGACGACAAAGAUUACGACAGACUGGCAGCGCUGGCUUUCCCAAUUAUAGAGAGCCUUCUCGCGGACCAGGUGAAAUACCAAGCUCGGUACGCGUUUGCCUUCGACCACGCCUUGCAAGUCUGUCCUGCGGUGGUCGCCAUCGGACAAUUCUGGCGUCUCUGUGGAUUCCGCUUGGAAAGUAUCAACAGGAAUGCUCUUUCCAUCUCCGAACAAAUUACGGACGAGCUGAUGAAUGAGUUCGUUGUCGUUACCCGCUUUGAUAUUGAUGGAAGCCAUCCGCCAGCAUUCCUGGUCAGAGAUGAGAAGUUCCUCAUCGAUCUUUUAUAUCAGGCUUGGGUGAUAAUGCGUCAGUCGACACUCUGGGCGCCACGGGUGACUAUGUAA